This is a messenger RNA of Rhagoletis zephyria (snowberry fruit fly), 2801 nucleotides long. RefSeq names its product PAB-dependent poly(A)-specific ribonuclease subunit PAN3-like. The record is from RefSeq and is a predicted model, not a curated record. Lineage: Eukaryota; Metazoa; Arthropoda; Insecta; Diptera; Tephritidae. Gene Ontology annotation, biological process: mRNA processing; nuclear-transcribed mRNA poly(A) tail shortening. Gene Ontology annotation, cellular component: P-body; PAN complex. Gene Ontology annotation, molecular function: poly(A) binding.
UAAUUUGUCUCUUAAAGGCGGCAUCUUUCCAACUGUAUGGAAGGAACCGCUCAUAACUCUGCUACAUAAAAGCGGUAGCAGGUCCUCGGUGGAGAACUAUCGGGGCACAGCUAAGCUUUCUGCAAUUCCUAAAUUAUUUGAAGCAAUUACAGUAUUUCCCACUUAAUUGUUCCCCGGUUAAUUGAUUUCCCCGCUUAUUUGAAUUACCUUAUCGGUAAAAAAAAUAUUGCAUAAAAAAUCCAUGUAAAUUUUCGCGCAUAAUUGAAACGGGUUAAUUGGCUUCGCCGUAUAAUUGGUUAAAAACAUGUGGCAUUGAAAAGAGAUAUACCUACUGUUCAAUUAAACGAAUAUCGGUUAAUUGAUUCCCCGGUUAAUUGAACCAAAAAUUCUCCAAUUUUUCAAGUGCAAUUAAGCGGGGGAUACUUUAUUACAAAUCAGUUGACGCAUUCUAUCUUCUCUAACAUUUCAUACUGUUAAUAUGAGUUAUGCAAAGGCAAAUCAACUUCAACAAAUUCACUUGAGUUCACACCCUAUAUCUCAAAAUCGUUUAUUGAAAACAAAAAAUGUGGAUGUUACAUAUACCGACUUCAGUAAAGCAUUUGACUUAAGUACAUCCUGCCUUUCGUGACUCGGCCCAAAAAUUGAAAAUAAUUGUUCCGUACGUCAUGCGGACUGCGCCCCUCGUGCGGAUGGGUGGGAAAGGAGGCUAAAACCGUUGAGAUUAUUAUUAUUAUUUAGUGUUCGCGUAAACAGACUAAAGUAAGAUACCAGCUAACGUCAAUGCAAAACUACUGUUAUACCUGUUUUUGUAUUAAUUGGGAUGAAUCUGUACGAUCCACAAACAGUUAUAUAUACCGAUCUGAAUUUUGAGUUAGCUCACUUUAGAUCGCUUCUCUUAUCAAAUGUUAUUCGAUUGAGUCCAAAUUUUUACCGUAAAACUUUUAGAUGAAGAUGACAAUUUAUUUUGGAUGGCGCUAUACAAAAAUUCGCUUUGAAAAAUAUUUAUACAAAUAAGUACGCCUCCAGUGAAUACUCAUGGGUAUCUUUGUACAUACAUACAUACAUAUGUAUCACACAAGAAUUUCAAAAUAUCUAGUAUUAAUUCAAAAUUCUCCAUUUGACAGAAAAUGCAAAAAAAACUUUCUCGAGCCCAUGUUAAUCAUUUGGAAGAAAAGAUAUUAUGUGUCUAUUAUGCAGCAUUUGCACUUGCUUUAAUCUAAAUACAUAUGUACAUGACCUAUGAUUAUUUUCCGAAAUAUUCGAAAUAAGAAAAUAAUAAUAAUUAGAUUAUACAAAAACACUUACUAUGUACAAAUGGAGAAUUUUUCGUCCCUUUAAUUUCUACGUUCCCCACAUAUCUAGGCAGCGCAUUACAAAAACCAUUAUAAAAAUUGAACGAAAUACCGAUAUUUUUUAAUUGUCUUAUCCUUUGCAACCUUAUCCAAUCAGUUUCAAAAGAUCUCAAAAAAGAGUUCUAAACGUCUUCAACCGCCGCGACGCUUUGUUAGUUUUAUGAGCAAAACUGUAUUUUUAUUAUUAAUAAUAACUACGUUUUUUUUUUUUAAUAAUUUUUACACGCACCCGUGUAUGUACAAUUCGAUUGCUAGGUAACUCCGCAGUCACCCGAAUUCAUUCCAACUCGCAUAAACUCGUCACCAAAUUUCUAUACACCUUAUCAUGCGCCUAUGCUGAAUAAUGGUCUAGGCAAUGCUGGUGUCAACGUAGCAGGUGGCGUUAGGCCCUCGGCCGCUAAAUCGGUAAGUGGUACUCCCUCGUCUUUGCUUGGUCUGCAGAAAGCCACUGCUGCCGCGGUAGCUCAGCAGAAGCAGCUACAACAACAGCAGCAGCAGCAGCAACAACAUCACCAUCAACAACAAUCACAACAACAACAACAACAGCAGACGCAGUCGUCACGCGCCCUGGUGAACGGUGUUUUACCGACGACCCAGCAGCCGACUGGCACACAAGCAUACGUCAACAUGACGACACCACUGAAAGUGCGCAGCAAUAUGCUUCGAAACGAAUCACCCACUACCCAUGGAGUUGGAGGUGGCAGUGUGGGUGGUGGUGGUGGUGAAAAGUCUCCUCCGCGCAUCACACCUCGCACCUCACCCAUCCCAACAACGCUGCCGGCGAGCGUACAUCAGGAAAAUGUAGGUGGCACGAUAUACUUCUAUCCAACUGCCAAUCAUACAGCCGCCGCAAAUAACAGUGCCGUGGUGAGUAAUGUGGCUGAUCCUGUGAGCGCCCAUCGUGCUGCACCAUCGGCGGUAGCGCCAAUACCACCUGUGCAACCGCCAUUGCUAUACACGGGCCAUCAUGUGUAUCCAGGUCCGGCUUCCAACUUGAUUGCAUUACAACCGAAAACACACUUGGAAUCUGCCUUCUUCCUGCCUGAUGAGAUACGUUCAGAAAUUCUUGCCCGCAAUGAGAUCUCGAAUUUAAUGCUCGACCCAGCCGAGGCGACGCAACAUGCGCUUCCUCCGGAAGUGGAUAAUUAUCACUCAUUAUACCCAUUGGAGCCAGUACAGGCGUUGCACGGCAAACUCACAAUACUUGCAUCUACCUAUAAGGCCACACAUAGCACCACGGGCAUUAAAUACUGCUUGCGGAGAUUACAUGGUCAGUAUAUACAUACAUACUAGGGAUCUUAGGAAUUAUUGCAUUCGCAUACACUUAGGCGAAUGAUUCGCAUUAUUUUUAACAUUCGUAUCAAAUGGUGCGAAUGUUUUGCUAAUGCGAAUGGCUACAUGAUGUUGUUGAAUUGCCUCUAAGGGCCGUUUGCACCGCGUCUAGUUAAC